This is a messenger RNA of Hymenoscyphus albidus, 2832 nucleotides long. Lineage: Eukaryota; Fungi; Ascomycota; Leotiomycetes; Helotiales; Helotiaceae. The record is from the annotation of a GenBank genome assembly.
UAGGGUUAUGCUAAGCCUAACCCGAGGCUGUUUCUCUGCCAGAUUUCGAAAGGUCCAAUGAUCGGUCCGAGAGCGGACUUCGCCUCCUCAUUCCACUAGUGUGCGGCUUUCUACAGCAGGCAGAUGCAUUUCUGUCACACAGCCUGACCUCCAGACUUGUUUUUUGUGCUUCAAAAUUGGCUAGAGGGGUUUUCGUUUGUUUGAUAUGUUUUAGUGACAUACUAGUAAGCAAUGAGUCGAGGAGUGCACAGCCUAUUUCGGUGUUGGAAUGCAGAUGAUGGCUAUGUUUCCCUGCGGCGGAGGCUCAGGCUCUGGUGUAUAUGCUGAAUCAAUUCCAAGACGCCGCUUUAUCUCAAUUGAUACUGCCAAAUACCCGUCUCUCAUCGUUUCCUUAGAGUAAAUCAGAUCAGCAUGGCAGUCGUCGCCAGCAUGUCCAGUAAUUGGCCCAGGGACUCAAACGAUUCCAAGGACCCCAACCAUGAACAUCACCUCUCUCCCCCUCGUUCGGGAUAUCAAGCAGAAUUGACUCGAGCCUUUGCAACUCCAUCUCCAUCUUCAGCAAACUUUUGGGCCUCGUGUCCAUCAUAUUCCAGUGUCGAGACGGACAGAGAGGUCGUCUCGCAUUCGUAUUAUCUUUUGAACCUGUCGUGUCGAGCGUCUCAGAAAAACAACAUGUAGAUUGGAGACGAUACGAUCCGCCGGCUGAGCUACAUCACAUGCAGGAUGAUACUUCGGGGGGAGAUCCGGGGACUACUGCAAACAUCAAUUGAGAGGAUUAAAGCAAGACAUGCAGAAGAAGAGGAAAGACGAGCCGCUGCUGCUCGUCUGAAGAAACCGUUAGCGAGAGCAAAUCGAGUGUCGAUGAAACCAAGAAGACUGGUAUGACCAAAUUUUCCACGUAGAGCUUAGAGAUUUGCUAAUAUCAAACUCAGAGUACGAUCGAUGGACUGCGUCCUCUGGAUCCAACAGAGAAUUCAAGAUUGAGUGUUGGGAGCCAAGUUUCUGUAGCUUCAACAGACUCCGGCUACAGUUCGAUACCUGUAGAUACAAAUUUUCCCUCCAAACCAUCGAAGUCCGAGAAAAGGCUUUUCGCUGGGCUCGCCGCCUUUGUAAAACCAAAAAAGGGAAAUAAAUCCAUUAGUCCUCUGGAACGACUUGGGGAGAUGAGCAAUGUUCUCGCACUUUCGGAUACAAGUGCAGCAUUUUCAACAGCAAGAUUGUUUGAGGCUGACAGUACCGCAAUAACUACAGGGUGAGUACAAUAUUCCAAAGCUUGAGUUUCUAUGCUAACAUUGAAAGGGAAUGCGUUUCUUGUUUUGAUGACUUCCCAAUGAAAGGGUUGGUAAAACUCACUUGUCACAAUUACUGUCCACCUUGUUUCGCGAGAUUGAUAGAGUACGUUUUCUCGAGAUUAACAUCUCUACCAACCGGCCCUCGCUUGUAUUCCACUUGAUAUCAAUCCUCCUAACAGCUCCUAGCAACACCCUACAAUCCGAAACCCAAUUUCCCCCCAAAUGCUGUUUAAACCCCGUCCCUUAUCCUCUCAUACCUGCAAAACUUCAAAAACCCUACAGAGCCAGACAACUAGAAUGGUCCACACCGGCAUCCUCGCGAGUCUACUGUUCUCACUCACCCUGCAACUCCUUAAUCCCAUCCAUCCACAUCACACCCUCCCACCAACUCGCCGCCUGUCCCACCUGCCAUAAGAAAACAUGUACAGCAUGUCUAGGCGCUGCUCACCAAGGCGAGUGUCCGGAAGAUCCAGCAUUGAGGCAGACAGAAAACUUGGCGGAGAUGCAGCGCUGGAAGAGAUGCUACGCAUGCCAUGCUUUCGUGGAUCAUAAUCGGGGAUGUCGACAUAUGACUUGUCGAUGCACGGCGCAGUUCUGUUAUAUCUGUACUGCGAGGUGGAGAACUUGUUCUUGUACCGAUGCGGAUCUGGCUACGUUGCAAGAACAGGUCACUCGUCGGCAGAACGAAACGGAAAUGGGGAGGAGAGCUGUCGCGGAAGAAGCUGCCAGAUUACAGCGGUUGAGAGAGGAGGAGGCCGAGAAUGUUCGGAUGGUUGCUGAGUUUAUUCGUCCGGAUGAGGAAGUGAGACGUGUUGAGGAGGAACGGGAACGGGCUGCUACUGAGGAGAGAAGACUUCGAAGAGAAGAAGAAAUCCGGGUGCAGAAACAGGUUCUCCUAUCCUCUAUUGCAACGAGAUACAUUGGCUUGAGAAUGGAGUUUGAGGGAUUACAUCUAUACCAGAGAUCCCUCCUCGCCUCUCGCCAAGAGUAUGCAACAACAACGCUCUCCCAAAGUCUCGCUGACAAGUUGGAGAACCUUAUGAUCAGUCACGCAGGAGCUCUAGAUGCCUUAUCCACUACCUUCCGACGAGACUUGGAAGCCCUAGAAUCAGUAUUUGAACAGGAACAAAACGAACACCUCCACACCGCCCAUCAAACCGAGCUUAAAUACCUAUCCGCUCUCCGCGCACGAGCGGAUUCCUCUACUUCCAUAGCUCAAAUCAAUGCGUCGGUCAAAGAGCUAAGGAAUAAACAUGCAAAAGACUACCAAGUCUGGGACCAGGAUAGAGUACAUAAGAUAGAAGACUUACGGCGUGCUCAUGCGAGCCAGGCGGAGUUCUUGGAGUGGAAGCAGAGAAGUGAGGUUAAGGAGGUGAGGGGAAGAGGGGAGAUUGAACGGGUUGAGGGGGUUAAGAGGGGAAAGGCCGAGCGUGAGUGGAUGGAUGCUGUGUCAGUGGAGAGAGGGGAGAUAUUGGGGGAGAUGGAGAGGAGAGAGGCUGAGGCUGUUGAGGUGGAUGGGGGGCUGAGAUGGAUUGAUUAG